This is a messenger RNA of Penicillium malachiteum, 1266 nucleotides long. RefSeq lists its product as uncharacterized. Gene Ontology annotation, cellular component: cytoplasm. The record is from RefSeq and is a predicted model, not a curated record. Bases 1 to 1266 code for a protein of 421 amino acids. Lineage: Eukaryota; Fungi; Ascomycota; Eurotiomycetes; Eurotiales; Aspergillaceae. The transcript has 2 exons. Gene Ontology annotation, biological process: protein refolding. Gene Ontology annotation, molecular function: Hsp70 protein binding.
AUGCAUCUCACACGCCUAAUUUUCGCAUUGGCGAUCGUGUUCUUCUCGGCGCUUGUUCUCGCAGCUGAAGAUUAUUAUAAAAUACUAGGAUUGGACAAGUCCGCCUCAGAGAAAGAUAUCAAGCGCGCAUACCGCACACUCAGCAAGAAAUACCACCCUGAUAAGAAUCCUGGCGAUGACACCGCACGUGAGAAAUUCGGCGAAAUCGCAGACGCAUACGACGUCCUCUCUACAUCCUCAUUACGCAAAGUCUACGAUCAAUACGGCCACGAUGGCGUCGAACAACACCGAAAGGGAGGAUCAGCGGGUGGCUCGAACGAUCCCUUUGAUCUAUUCUCUCGGUUCUUCGGAGGCGGAGGACACUUUGGUCAUAAUUCUGGACAUAGACGUGGUCCUGAUAUGGAGGUUAAGGCUGCGUUACCGUUACGCGAUUUCUAUAACGGACGUGAAAUCAACUUCUUGGUUGAGAAGCAGCAGAUCUGUGAUACGUGUGAAGGAACUGGAUCGAAGGAUCAUAAGGUCGUGACUUGUGAUCAGUGUGAUGGACAUGGAAGAGUUAUUAAGAAGCAUAUGCUUGCGCCUGGAAUGUUUCAGCAGGUGCAAAUGGCUUGUGAUAAGUGUGGUGGACAGGGAAAGACGAUUAAGAAUCCUUGUCCGAUCUGUCAUGGGAGUCGGGUUGUUAGGAGAGAGGUUGAGACUUCUGCUACUAUCGAACCUGGUAUGGGACGGGGUACGCGAUUGGUUUUUGAGAAUGAGGCGGAUGAGAGUCCCGAUUUCGUUGCUGGAGACUUGAUUGUUAUUCUUGAGGAGAAGGAGGCGGAGUUGGGAUUUGCGGAUGAGGAGCGUACGGAUGGAACGUUCUUCAGGAGAAAGGGGAAGGAUCUUUUCUGGAAGGAGACGCUUUCAUUACGUGAGGCUUGGAUGGGAGAGUGGUCAAGAAAUUUGACUCAUCUCGAUGGCCAUGUCGUUAGACUGAGUCGCAAGCGUGGUGAGGUUGUGCAACCCUUGGCUGUGGAGACGGUUCAUGGGGAAGGUAUGCCGCAUUACUCAGAGGGUCAUCUUCAUGACCAUGACCAUGAGGACGAUCAUCCUGGUAACCUCUAUGUCGAGUACACGGUUGUGUUGCCGGAUCAGAUGGAAAGUGGUAUGGAGAAGGACUUCCAUUCUUUGUGGGAGAAGUGGCGCAAGAAGAUUGGCGUUGAUCUGGCUACUGAUAGUGGUCGACCGAUGCCUCCGCCGGCGGAGGACCUAAAGGAUGAGCUUUGA